CACUUUUUCGCGGCGCCGGCCGAGGCGCCCGGCUGUUGCUCCCCUCGGGAGGCGCGGAGAUGCUUCGCGCUGGGCUGGGAAGAAGGAGCCGGCGGUAUGGCGGCGGGCUGUGGAGGAGCCCGUGCCCUGCCUCGCCGCGCCGCCCCGGAGCCCUCAGCACCGCCUCCCCUCGCAACAGCGGCGGGGCGCGGGGCGGAGGCGCUGCCCCGGCAGGUUCUAGUAAUGUAAAGCCAUUGGAUGGUGUGAAAAUUCUUGAUUUAACAAGGGUGCUUGCAGGGCCCUUUGCCACAAUGAAUUUGGGAGAUCUAGGGGCUGAGGUUAUCAAAGUAGAAAGACCAGGAGCUGGUGAUGAUACAAGAGCCUGGGGCCCACCUUUUGCUGGAACAGAAAGUGUUUAUUUUCUCAGUGUCAAUAGAAAUAAAAAGAGUAUAGCUAUCAACAUGAAGGAUUCAAGAGGAGCAAAGCUAAUCAGAGAGCUUGCAGCGGUGUCUGAUGUUUUUGUGGAAAACUACAUUCCUGGGAAACUGGCUGAAAUGGGUCUGGGUUAUGAAGACAUGAAAAAGAUUGCUCCUCACAUAGUGUACUGUUCAAUAACAGGUUAUGGUCAGACUGGUCCAAUGGUUCAGAGGGGUGGAUAUGACUCCAUUGCAGCUGCCGUUUCUGGUCUCAUGCAUAUCACAGGGCAUGAGGAUGGUGAGCCAGUUAGACCAGGAGUAGCCAUGACAGAUCUUGCUACUGGGUUGUAUACAUACGGAGCAAUUAUGGCUGGUUUACUUCAGAGGUAUAAGACGGGGAAAGGACUGCACAUUGACUGCAAUCUGUUGUCAUCUCAGGUUGCAUGUCUCACUCAUGUAGCAGCUAAUUACCUUAAUUGCAAAAUUGAAGCAAAACGCUGGGGUACUGCUCAUGGGAGUAUCGUUCCAUAUCAGGCUUUUAAGACCAAGGAUGGCUACAUCGUGGUGGGAGCUGGAAAUGAUCAGCAGUUUGUCACUGUGUGCAAGAUCCUGAAUUUACCUGAAGUUAGUAAUGAUUCCAGAUACAAAACUAAUACACUCAGAGUCCAGAACAGAAAAGAACUUAUUGACAUAUUGUCAACCCGGUUUUCAGAAAAAGCAACGAUCGAAUGGUUGCAGCUCUUUGAAGGUAGCGGGGUUCCAUAUGGCCCAAUCAACAAUAUACAGCAAGUAUUCUCGGAUCCUCAGGUGCUGCACAAUGGACUUGUGAUGGAAAUGAAUCAUCCAACAGCUGGGAGGAUAGCUGUUCCAGUUUGCAGAACUGAAGGGGCCCGUAUCCAGUACAAUGCUACAAAGAACAAACAUUCAUUAACGUUUUGUAAGUCUUCAGCUUUUUAGACUUGAAACUCAGAUUUAAAGUGUGAAGUUCAUUCCAUGAACAUUUAUUGAACCUGGCCUUUUCCGCUACAUGUCUAUUACUCACCAUCAUAAUUAGAAUGUCCCUGCAAUGGGUCUAAAUGUUUCUGUUAAUGCUUUCCACUUCUGUCUGCAUUCUUUUCAUAUUGUUUCCUGCCAUUAAUGCUAUAAAAAUGUCAGCCACAAAUACCAGAUUCCUAAUGGAAAAGCAAAACAAACUAAAACCACAGCCAGCGCCACAGCUGAGAGAUAUUAUUUUUCCCUGAUACUCCAAAUUGUUACUAGGCAAACAAUUAAUUGAGGUUGCAUAUGCAGUGUACAUUAUUAACUAAGUUAUGUACAUUGUUCAUGUACAGAGAUCAGAAUUACUGAGACUCACAGCAACUGUUACAGAGCAGUUUCUUGCAUACGUGGGUUGCCUGAUGAGAGAAAGAUGGUCUCCUCUUUAAAUGAGAGGGCCACAAUUUGUGCUUGUGGCUUCUCCUGCUCUUGGAAAAACACCUUAAUUUUUAGUUUAAGAUAUAAUGGGGCAACCACUACUUCUUUAGUAUCCUCAGACAUGAAGAUGUUUAAUGAAUUUACACUUUUAAUUUGCUACAAGUUCCUGAGAGGUAGAAGGCCCAGCAGAGAGGAUCUAAAACUGAUUAUCUAUUGUUAGUGCAAGAUGGGUGUUUCUUGUAAUGUGUCAGCUAAUUUGUACAAUGCAGUAAGUAGCCUCUCUGGUUUUGUUUUUUUUUCUCAUUACUUAAACCUUUCAGAGCUUCUGGCUGUUCUUAAAUGCAGUUAUAUGAAACAUUUCUAAUUAGAGACUAUAGUUUAUUGAUAUGAAACUGGUGAGGAAGUUAACUUAGAAAUCUGAAUUCUGUGUAGGACAUAUUAAUUGUGGCAGUGAAGUUCUCCAUAUAUUCAUGAUGAUACAUAUGUUUGGAGAACAGAUCCCCUUAUGUGCUGUUCCCUAAGCAUAAGUCAAAUAGAAUAAGAAAGUAGACCCUUCCCCAUGGAGUUUGUAAUCUUAAGUGUAAUAUAGGAGAAAACAAAUUGAUAAAGAUCGUGAAGAACCAGUGAGACAAUACUAGUCGGCAUACAGCAAAUGGUCGUAGCUCUUCAGUCAAGUUUGUGAUGAAUAUUUUAGUAACUCAUUGAAGACUAGGUUUCUGAGAAACCCCUGAGUUGUUUCAGUUAGUGAAGUUAAAGGUGCAGGAGAGAAAGGCUAGAUGUCUGUCCGUUACCCCCUGGGUACUUUGCCAAUAUAUUCUGUAACUCUCUCCCAUAAAGCUGUUUGGGGAUAGUGUGAGGUGCAAAGAGCAUGUCCUGUCUCAUAGGAGUUCAGCAUAGAAUUUGAAUUACGGUGAAAAACUGAACAUUUUUUAUCUAUUUAUUCCAACUUCAAUUUGAAUAAAUAUAUUUUGAUAUCCUUUGCUGUAUUUUUGAGGCUCUCUACUGUUACAUAGUUCAAUAGUGUAAAUUCAGCAUGUAAACUCUUCAAAUUAAGGGUUGUUUUCUUCUAAUUGUGCAGCUUUGGUUCAGCUGAGCCUCUGUCUAGAUUAAAAACAAUAGCAAUAACUCAAAAUAAGUAUGUACUCUGAAGAUGCUUUUAAAUGUUCCAUUUUUUAAUGAGAAAGUGAUGGAAAAUGGCAGGAGGUUCAGAAUACAAUGGAUCCACUAUGCUUCCCUGAUUUAACUUUUUUUCUUCUUCUUCUGAACCCCUCGGUGGUGAUUCUGCAAGCGCUGCGGCACAGGAACGGACGAUGACUGGAGAGUAGCCCUGUUUAUUAACAAAGCUCCAUUGCCCGUGGAGAAGCUGCGCUGAGACAUGCUGCGCCAUGAUCGGAUUUCAUCCAAUGCAAGUGUCAGGUCAAAAUGCAGGGUUUGAAAAGUGAUAAUAAUUAUACAAGCAGGUAGCUGAAAUACCUCUCUGCCCAGGGCUCUCUGAGAAGGACUGUAUGUGCAGUACCAGCAUGAAGAAUGGACCUUCGUCUAGUCCUAGCUCCAGCUCCUAUCUGCACAUCUGGGUGCUGUCGUUAUUGCGGCCACUGAGACCACGAAGGUAUUUAGUGCACACUGGAGGACAGCACUGAGACUGUACAGGAAAGUGUCAAGGCUGCAGAUUUACCUUCUUCCCCCUGCUAAAAAUAAAAAAAAAAAAAAAAAAAAAAACUCUGGGAAGAUGCUUUCUCAGGCGUCUGCUAAACAAGCCUUUGCACAGUGGUGUAUAAUUUGACACCACAUGAUUAAGAAGAAAUUAAGUGCCACUGAAUGCUGUUUUAAGAGGCUCUGCAAGGACAUUCCAACUGCAGCAAUAUUUCAGUAGUUCCAUCUGUAUUUACUCUCAGCACACUGGCGAUAGGACUGAAACCUAUUAACACUCGUGAAGUUCCGUGUUUGAGAUCUUUCAUUUGAAAAUAUAAAUGCAAUGCCAGGCAAAGUAGAAGUUGAAAAGGUUAUCCUUUAUCUUCUCAAACCAAUGGCAAAAAAAUCCUAAUCUAAUUUAGUUUGCAUGACUGUAUCAUAUUUUUUGGCCUCCCUAGAAAAUGACUGUUCCUCGUUUUUCUCCAGCUGUAAGUAAUAUGACUUAAAUAGCUCAGUGAAGCAGCUCUAUUAUUUACUGGUCAAAAAACAUUACAAAUGAUUGAAGGGUUUUUAUGAAAGAGGUGGCUGAGAAUUGUUCUCAUUUGCUUCCAAUUGAAAGUUUAAUGCUUGUGGCAUAUUGGAGGGGCAGUGUAAAUCCAUAGGCGGACAGAAAAUCUGAAAAAUUAUAAUUUUUUUAUGGUUUACAUUUUUCUGUUUUUUCUCAGGUUUGCAAGUAUUUAGUGUAUUUAAAACAUGAGUUUUUCAGAAGUGAUUUUUGGAUGCCAGGUUUGAGGUGCUUCUUAAAUGGUAUUGAUUUUUAGACAUCGCUUACUGGCCUGAUUGAAACCAAGCCUGUUGGAGCAGGCCUAAACCAUGCAAUGGAGGACGAAACAGGGACAUCCAGAAGGUCUCCAGAACCACAGUUUGUUGUUAGCAACGUACUUCAGCCACCCCGGUUCCCCUCAUGCAAAGGGGAGAGGACUGCAGACCAUAAACCUUUUGAGAUUCAAGAUAAUAUCUUUGCAUGACACCUUGGAAAACCUUAAGCCAUGUUUCACAUUUUCCCCUAAUGAAAGCCGGGAGAGCCUUGUGAGAGAUUUGAUUGAAAAAGUCAGUUUGAAGCUGGGUCAGUUAACCUCAUACAUUGCAGUUAGAACUGAACUUAUUAAAAGUUAUGUAGGACCUUGUUUAAAAUAUUUCAUGUGAAAGACAAGUGCAAUUCUGAGUAAUACAGAAGACAUAACACUGAUGAAGACUACUUGUGAUCCCUCCUCCCAGCUUUUGUCAGUUUUUACCCCAUUUCCCUGUGUCAGAUACUGAGUUUCCCACUCUCACUCCCUGAUCAAGUGAAGUUGUUCAAAUACCAGGUUUACCUUUACAUGUUCUUUAAUCUUACUUGCUAAAAUGAGUCACGAACACACUGUUUGACUAGGGGCCUAUUGUUAAGAUGAACUGCCAGGAGAGAAAUACUGAAAUUGUCUAUGCUGGAUGUUCUGCAUCCCAGAAUCCCGCUGGCUAGAGCAGGCUCAGAGCUGAAUUCAGACCAGGUCAUCUGGGGCUUUUUCUGGUUGAGUCUUGAAAGCCUCCAAGGAUGGAGAUUUCACAACCUGAUCUAAAAGCCCUCAUGAAACCUGCUUUCUAAAUGCAGUCUGUGCUGGAGCAGUAGGAAAUAAAUCCCUUGUUCUCUUUCAAUUAUGGUAUUGCCAGGUGUUAUCUGAAACAAUACUAUGGGAAAAAAGAAAAGAUAUCUAGCAUUAUUUAAAAAUUGACAGUAUCACCUUAAAAUUAUUAUUUUCUAAAUGUUUUAUAUGAGUGCUGUGGAACUGUAACACAUGCACAUACUCCUCCAGCUGUACAGUAAAAUUUAUGAACCUCACACUUCUGGCACCACUGGUAUCACUGUAAGGACAAUGGUUUUGCAUGAACAGUAUUUGUAUUGUGAUAUGCUGUGGUUCUAUUAUAAUGAAAAGGGCUAGAAGACAGAGUUGCUUUAAAAAAAAAAAAAAAACAGCAAAAACUUUUAUUUUAACUUCAUCUUUUUAUUUUUAAGCAAAUAAGAUCGUACAUACAUAUGCUUUUUAAAUAUUCCUAAAGGAUAUAUUUUUUACUGUCUGCAGCUUUAUCUUUAAGGGAAAUUAAUUGCUAAAAGCUGUACUUCUUGGACAAGACCUUUUGAUUGCAGAGGAAGUUGAGAAUCUAUCUUGAAGUUGCUUUCCUUUUCUUUAUCAUGCUGUCCACCAGUGAAACUCAAGCCUGUGCAGUUGACUUUUUUCAGACAUAAUGAAUUCAAAUUAGCUUUUUUCAUUUUUGCUGUCUUUUGUCAAAUCAGCUGUUGGCUCCUACCACUCCGUCACUUAGCUCAGUUAUUUCACUCCUGUUCCUAACUGCAUUAUUCACAAAGUCAGCCACAGUUGGCUGAGCAUAUUAUGAAAAAUUUUUGUGAUCAUAUGAAGUUCCUCAGCUGCAAGUGAUGACUCUUCUGAAUCUCAUCGAUAAGCCUUUUCAUCACUUUUAACAUCAAAGUCUCCUCUGCUUCUUUCUGCUCUAAACUGCUCAACUAAUUUUUUUGCCUCCAUAGCUCUGUUUUGUCUCCAUUUUUUGUUGCUUCUUCCCCUAUUUUAUCUUCUCCAUUAUCUCUUUUCUAAUCUCUAGCCUUCCCCAUAUUAAUUGUAAGAACGGUUCAUGCAUACUCAGGAACAGAAGAGUGAUCAUCCUUGGGCAGAUGGAAGGUCUGUGUCUCAUCCUGUCUCGUCUCUGACAAUAGCCAAAGUUCUGCUUCCCUUGUCAGAAAAAAAAAAAAAAAAAAAAAAUCCCCAACUUCCUUUUCUGAUUAUUUCUUCUAUCAGUUAAGUUAAAGACCCCUUCAACAUGCUACUCAGAGCAACUACCUGAAGCUCAUCUCUUUGACCCCACUCUUUCUUUUAGGAAAUCUCAUCACAGGAUCCCUGAUGGUGAAGUCUUGGGUUGCGCUCUGUCCUCCCCAGAAGCAUCAGAGCCCAACCCUCCAGAAAUGCGUCAUUCUUUGAGUUGAGCUACAAGAGGGACCCUUGGUGGUUGCAAAACUCUGUGACCCUGUGAUAACAAACCACUUUGAAUGGAAACUUUAGGUUCAUGUUUUUGACGAGCAAAUAUAAACAAAGAAGGUCCUUUUAGGAAUGACAUGAACUGAAUUAAAUGUCCCCCUUUUUAAGGGCUGCAAACUCAAAUCCUGCCCUUACGAUGCACUAUUGCAUUUUUUUUUUUUUUUUCUCUGAGUGACCCAGCUGGAGUCUUGCCUUUUCCUCACUAGUCUGCCAAGGAGCCUUUGUGCUGAAUCACUGACUAUUUCUACUGUAAUUGGCUUGGACUUCUAGGGUGAGGGGUGUUCUGAAUACUUCUUUUUUGCCCGCUAAUUGUUUUCUAUGCCUCAUGGGGCAUUUUCUCGAGAUUUUUAGUGCUCCUGUAAUAUUUAAUUUGGAGCUGGAUGUGUAACAAAAUGAAAAUUGUUUCAAUUUGAUUAAUUUCUUACAUGUUGCUUGUCAGUUGAAGGAAAUUUUGAGCAGUUUUCCUUCUUGCUGAGAAGUAAGUUUUAGACUGUCUUAAGACUUCCUGUAGGUAACCAAAUGUCAAAAAAAUCCUCAACCAUUUUUCCUCACAGUUAUUUCAGCCAAGAUUUGUGUUUAUCCCUUUAUUGGUCCUUUUAGAAUAAACAUGAAAUAAUGGAGUAGUUGUGCUUACACUGCCCUAUUCCCCACUUCCCAGGCAAAUCAAGGGUGUCUCUCAGCAGCAGAAGGAUGAGGUGGAGUUGUGAUUGCAGCCAUUAUGUGGGGGAGCAGGAAGGUGAUAGGAACCAGUGUGCUGGCUUUUUCAUUAAGAGCUGUAUUCCAGCCGUAUUGCUCUUUCUGCAGCAAAAAUCAGAAUUUUUCACAGAUGGAUCAGUGCUAUAGUAAACUUUGCAUUGAGGAAUCGUUUCCACAAAGGUAUUUGAUAUCACUGUAGGGAUGUGUGUGUGUGUGUGCACUAACACACUUGCCAACCAAAACUCCAGCAGCCAAAGGAUGGGGUCAAUUUAGAGAAGGGAGGCAGAGAUGCAGGCCUAGCUGAGUAAGACAGUCACAUAAACGUGUUUGUUCUUAUGGGUAUGGAAAAACAUUCUGCUAGAUGGAAUGGUGGGUAUCGCCCAUAUUUUGGGGAGAGGAGGACUAAGAACAGAAAAUAUCAGAAGCCUUUCUGACCUCCCUGGCUCAUCAACUCUGAAAAAGGAAUCAAUGUGUGAUAUGCUACAGAAUAAAAGCAAAUUUUGGACAGAGAUGAGCAUAAAAAGUAGCACUAAAAUGCCCACUGUGGUGGGGUUAGAAAAAAACAAGACUCCCUUGGUCUCAAGUCCCAUCCAGGCUUGACCACAGUCCUCUCACCACUUGUACGGCCCUUAAACUCUAGGACACCUUCUUCUUAGUCAAGUUUCACAUGUUUCCUUAGGAGCGUAUCUUGUGGAUGUCAACCUGAGAACAUCCAAUUGCUUCAAAGUGUAUUUCCUUGAGAACAACUCACAUGUAAAAAAAGAAAAAAAAAAAGCAAGUGUUGUCUGAUAAAGGAAAUCCUUCACUAUUCAUAAAAUAUUUGGGUUAUUUGAGAAAAGAGGAAAUUGCUAAGGAUUAGGUUUACAGCACAUGAGCAUGUCUCAGAAGUGCUACUCUGUAAAGCUUGUCAAGGAAAAAAAAAAAGAAAAUAAAUCCCAGUAGGCUUCCAGAGUUUUGCAUCCUGUAGUUUAUUACAUUUGUCAGUAAAAGCAGCAAGGAUUAUGGAAGUAGAUUUAUUAAUUUUAUGAAAUCCUGGCACAAAGGAUUGGUGGCCCUCUGAUAGAAAAUGAAGUGGAAAUAUUUUGCAAAAGACAGACAUUGUGUACUUGCAGUGAAAAGUUAUUAUUGCAGCAAACCUGUUGCAAAUAAAUCGCUGUAGCAAAUCCCUUGGAAGUUACUUGCCUUAAAGUCGAAGGGAUUAUGUUUUAUGUCUCCUUGUGUAAAGGAAGAUCCUUGGUUUCAAUGGGUGUUCAAAUUCCUCGGGGCAGUAUACAGAAUUAGAACAGCUAAUCAUAACCAGUUUGGAAAAGUUUCCUGUUGGUAUUUUAGCAUUUGUUAUUAAUGCCUUAAAGGCACACUCUCAGCUAAAAUGAAGGUUCAUUUUCUUUACUUUCAGUAUCUUACCCUUUGUACAAGGUAUCCUUUGGAAGGCUUUAAAAUAUUUGAUACUUUUCAGGAUCUAUCAUCUGUACGUUUUUCACCUCAAGACAGAGUCCAUCAUAUAUGACAGACAAAAAUACCACCAUUGAGAUCUGAAUUGCUAAAAGCCUUUUCUCAAAGCUCUUAAGUCAUACUCAUUGGACAGCAGUUGUAAGCCGCUUGCAUAAAAUCUCUGCAAAGACUGUUCUGUUCUAGUAGGUGGGCAGUAGUCAGAGAUAACAGUUUCACUUGUAUCUAAAUAUUUUAGUGCUUUCAGUGGGUAUGAGUAAUAAAGUCCCAUUUUCUCUUAGAAGUGUGUCUCUACAGGAGAAGGUUAAUGCCUUCUAGGCAGUGUCGCAGAAGCUGAAAAGUGGCCUUGCUUUUCUCUUAAAUGAGAAAAGAAGUUAAGUGUCCAUGCUAGUGUUGCAGUGUGCCCUUAGUAGUCAUAACAGUCUAUUUAAUUUUUGUCUCAAGUAGCAAUUACUUUAACUCAUAUGAAAUUAAUAAGUUUGACUUUUCAUUUAUAACAGUGUUCAAAUUUUUUGCAUAAAUUUAAUUGGAAAUUACAGCUCCUAUUUGAUUAAGACACUUCAAUAGGUCUAUUACCAUUGCAUCAAAACAAUAGAUAAAAUCGUAAACCUUAACAUCUUGAGAACCACUUAAGAACUAUUAUCCCUGUUUCACAGGGACGGAGAACAAUUUCCCUAGGGUCACAAUAAAUGAGUUUUCUGCACUGCAGUCCUUGAAUACCUACUCAUCCCUGGGCCAUCCUUUCCUCAUUGCAGAGGAACGAUGACAUGUUCCAGGCGCUGGCCUCUCACUGCCUCUUCCCCUGCUCUCUCUGUCUGGUCUCCACGAGCCUGUUCUGUGCAGCCCAGGGACCUUCACAGCUCACAGAGCCGGCUGGCUGAACACCCCCGCGCUCCGUGAGCUGGGCUGUCAUUGCCCUUUGCUUUCCUCUGCCACAGUUUCUUCUGGAAAGAAAAUAGGAUGGAUCAGUGGGAAGGAGACAAUGCCAUGCCCAGCCAGGUUUCUGACUGGGGACACUAACGAGAUUAGGACUGAGUGGGGCACACACCACAAAGGGAACAUGUCUUAUAUCUGUUGCAUCCAGGCAUGUGUUGUAGAAAAAGUUUAGUGUCAUUGUUCUGAAGAAAUUUUAAUAGUCGUAGCGGUAACAACACUGUAGCUGCUGCUCUGCAACUUGAGUGCUCCAUGCAAGUGGUACCUAGGUCUUCAUAAUAUCCUAAGGGUUAAGUCAGCAAAUAGCACUAUCACUGUAUUACAGCUGAAGAGACUGGGUCAUUUCAGCACACGCUGAAAUGAUUUAGCGGAUCACAACCACACAGAGUAACUAUGUAAAGCUGUAUAGCGAGUUAGUGACAGUGCUAGAAUCUUAUGACUCUGUGUCCGGUGGUUGUUCCACAUCAGAUUUGUACUGGAAAUGUCAAAGAUGUCAUUUCAUAACAGUCAGGCUUUUUUUUUUUUUAGAAGGAAGCAACCUGAAACCAUGUGCCUUCUUUUGUUAAUAAUACUCUCCAUGUGGAUAGUAAGCAUCUGAAAACCUCAGUGUCUUACUAAUGAAAGUGACUGUAUAUGUGCUGUGUAAGCGUUUAUGUAUCUAUAUAUCUUGUAACCAUCCCAUUGUAUGAAUGCAAGUAUGUAUGCAUCUUUAUAAUAUCAGUACAUCUGUAUGUAUAAAUAGGAUGCUUAUCCACAUGUAAGCAAUUGAAAUAGAAAUCUAGAUGUUCUGGUAUGGAAUUUAUUUCUUCUCCAAACACUGAGUUUAGACCACUAAUGAAUGUGAAAUACAGUUAUACUGGAAGUGUGAGACUAAGAACUGAUACUGAAUUCAUCACAUCAGAAACACUGUUUUUUACAAGUACUUAUGCAAAGUGUGUUACAAUUCUGUAGGGUUUUUCUUUGGUUUUUCCUCUUCUUUAACAAUUCUAAAGAGCAUGUUACUAUAUCACAGACAGUAUUUGAUUUGCACUUAAGGGAAAUAUCACACCUUGUAGUUCAGUCUUCUAAUAAACCUCAGACCUCCUCAGUUUCUAUCACUUAAUUUAAAAUUUCCCAAUCUUGGAAGAAAGCUGCUUUCAAUGUAUUUCCAUUUCUAUGCUACAGUGCUGUAGUGCAGUCAUAGAAUUUUUCCACAUGAUCAUAGCACUGUUAUUACUAUUGAUAUUGACAUAUCUGGAUCAGGAUUCAGAUGUGGAUGAAUAUAAGCAGUUCUUCUAAAAACUUUGUAGCAUUUUCUUCCUUUAUUUUCCCACAUUCACAGUUGCUCUCUCCUUUCUCCCUUCUUUUUACUUCCUUUCUUAAGAGCUUUCCUCUAACAAUAGUUUCUCCCUGAAAGGUUAUUGUUAACUCGGUGUUAUCUUGUAAUGAAAAUAGCACAUUAUUUGUGUAUCCUCAUUGUGAUUUUUAUCCAGAAAUAACAACAGAAAGAAUUUUAAGCGAUCAGUGGUUUACUUUCCCUAAGUUACAGUUUGUGGCCAUUGACGAAGGGACCUGAUUUCUGAAAUGCUCAGAAAAAUCUUAAAGAUGGCCCAGGUUCACCAAAACACAUUGAUUCCUAAAUCCUUUUUACAAUCCUUUACAUUGAUUUUACACUAUGCUUAAAGGAUUAAAUACUUGUUGAAUCUGGUCCUAGAUCUUUUAUUUGAAAGCAGCGCUAUUUAUGGUCUUUUAAUUAAAUGUGGUGGAUAGUGAGAGUCAAAGCUUAAUUUAAAAACUGGGAUCUGAAUCCUAUUAUAAACUGUUCAAGUUGUAAAAUAUACCUUAGUAUGAAUGGGAAUAAGGAAAUCAUCCACUGCUUUAAUUAAAACUAAUGAGAAAUAACAUGGUUUUCCUUUCUGUCUUUCUCACUCUAAAAACAUCCAGUGUGAGCAACUUCUGUGAAACUUGUGGGUUUGCUUAUACACAGAUGUAAGGAUUAUUUGCGUGCAGGAUUAUUCAACAGCAGUUUCCGCAUGUCACGGAAAGCACACCAUAUAAAGCAGAGGUGUGUUCUCCAUGUACGCUCUCUCUGUAAACCAAGCAGGACAUAAUUAUUUUAAUAGAAUUUGCACUGACAUUGUAUAACAUUUUCAAAAGGAUUCAGAAGGCUUUACAAAAGAGGACAGCUACAGCACAAAAAUACUAAUUAAGAUUAACUUUUCAAAGUUGAUAAGUGAUUUUAUUUACCCAUCUGAAGAUGCAUUCUAGACUGAACUUCAGAGAGUGCACUUUCUUUAAAUUAGGACUACCACAAGCAGCUCAGAUCCAAAAGUAAAAGCAUCAUGAGUUCCUACUCAGUCAUUUGUGGAAACUGUGGCCUUAUUUCUCUCUAGUCAUAUUAUGAGUCAAAACUGGUUGGGAAUAGAGAUGGAGGGGAAGCAUAUGCUCACCUGGAUUAGCUUGUCCUAGUGCCGUACUUAAGUAGCUGAGAGUCCAUUCCUUUUGAUUGACCUAAGAGAAUGAAUACAGAUGCUGCGGUCAUGUCUUUCCUCCGAGUCACCCAAAAGAAACAGCCUUUGGAUUUCUCUGAUGAAAGAGGUUGUUUCUCAUAUCCAAUACAGAAGUCUGUGGUACCCUAAGAUUGCUGUUGCAUGUACGUAAAUGACAUAGUUCCACUGAAAGUUCUAAAUAACGUAAAAAUAAAUAAGUCCACCCUAA
Molecule: messenger RNA, 12298 nt
Organism: Tyto alba (common barn owl)
Lineage: Eukaryota; Metazoa; Chordata; Aves; Strigiformes; Tytonidae
Gene: SUGCT
Product: succinyl-CoA:glutarate-CoA transferase
Exons: 14
Coding region: 60-1352 (430 amino acids)
Molecular function (GO): catalytic activity
Source: RefSeq, a predicted model, not a curated record